CAUAGCCCAACUUUACAAGCCCAUUUAAUUAAUUAAUCGUUUUACUAAGGGCUAGAGUGAAAUUAUUUGAAAACUUCGGUGCAAAAACUUCAAAAAAAAAAGGGGAAUGGUCUAGAAGUUCCCGCGAAAACUGCUUUCCAUAUCGCUCCAGCAACCAUCCCGAAACCAGAAGAAACUACCAGAACCUCUCCCUCCUCCUCUAUAAACAUUUCUUCUCUCCCUCCGUACAUCCCAUCAGAUUCAAUCGCAUAUCCUCUCGUGCUUGUUCCUUUUGGUGAAAAAGGCUAGUUGAUAUCUAUGGCAGAUAUUCCAAUGGCGGAGACUGAGACUUUCGCAUUCCAAGCGGAGAUCAAUCAGCUGCUCAGCCUCAUCAUUAAUACUUUUUACAGCAACAAGGAGAUCUUUCUUCGCGAACUUAUCAGCAACUCCUCUGAUGCGCUGGAUAAGAUUCGAUUUGAGGGCUUGACAGACAAAAGCAAGCUUGAUGCUCAAUCAGAGCUGUUUAUCAGGAUCGUUCCGGAUAAGGUUAACAAGACUCUUUCCGUCAUAGAUAGUGGUAUUGGCAUGACCAAAACAGAUCUGGUGAACAACUUGGGUACGAUUGCAAGGUCUGGAACCAAGGAGUUUAUGGAGGCUCUACAGGCUGGCGCCGAUGUGAGCAUGAUCGGCCAAUUCGGCGUUGGUUUUUACUCGGCUUACCUGGUGGCAGAGAAGGUUAUUGUGACGACUAAGCACAACGACGAUGAGCAGUACGUCUGGGAGUCUCAGGCUGGCGGGUCCUUCACUGUCUCAAGGGAUGUCAACGGUGAGCCUCUCGGCAGGGGAACCAAGAUCACCCUCUUCCUUAAAGAUGACCAGUUGGAAUACUUGGAGGAUAGGAGGUUGAAGGACCUGGUGAAGAAGCAUUCUGAGUUCAUUAGCUAUCCCAUUUACCUGUUGACAGAGAAGACCACGGAGAAGGAGAUUAGCGAUGAUGAAGAUGAAGAAGCAAAGAAGGAAAAGGAAGGUGAAGUGGAGGAAAUUGAUGAGGACAAAGACAACAAAGGCAAGAAGAAAAAGGUGAAAGAAGUUACCCAUGAGUGGGAACUCGUUAACAAACAGAAACCCAUUUGGCUGAGGAAGCCUGAGGAGAUUUCAAAGGAGGAGUAUGCUUCAUUCUAUAAGAGCCUUACUAACGACUGGGAGGACCACCUUGCGGUGAAGCACUUCUCUGUUGAGGGGCAGCUUGAGUUCCAGGCCAUUCUUUUUGUUCCUAAGAGAGCACCAUUUGAUCUCUUUGAUACAAGGAAGAAAAUGAAUAAUAUCAAACUCUAUGUUAGAAGGGUGUUCAUCAUGGACAACUGUGAAGAGCUUAUCCCAGAAUAUCUCGGAUUCGUGAAGGGUGUUGUGGACUCUGAUGAUCUCCCGCUCAACAUAUCCCGUGAAAUGCUGCAGCAGAACAAGAUCCUGAAAGUGAUCAGGAAAAAUCUAGUGAAGAAAUGUAUUGAGAUGUUCAAUGAGAUCGCUGAGAAUAAGGAGGACUAUGCCAAGUUUUACGAUGCUUUUUCGAAGAAUAUCAAGCUGGGGAUUCACGAAGAUAGCCAGAAUAGGGCUAAGCUUGCGGACCUUCUAAGAUACUACUCAAACAAGAGCGGUGACGAGAUGACGAGCCUGAAGGAUUACGUGACAAGGAUGAAGGAGGGCCAGAAAGAGAUUUAUUAUAUCACAGGGGAGAGCAAAAAAGCUGUUGAGAACUCACCUUUCCUUGAAAGGCUCAAGAAGAAGGGGUACGAGGUCCUGUUCAUGGUGGACGCGAUAGACGAGUAUGCAGUUAAUCAAUUGAAGGAGUACGAUGGGAAGAAACUUGUAUCUGCAACUAAGGAAGGACUAAAACUUGAGGAAGAAUCGGAGGAAGAGAAAAAGAAGAGGGAGGAGAAGAAGAAGUCGUUUGAGAAUCUGUGCAAGACAAUCAAGGAGAUCUUGGGGGACAAAGUGGAGAAAGUAGUGGUGUCAGACAGAAUCGUGGAUUCACCUUGUGUGUUGGUGACAGGUGAGUACGGAUGGACCGCUAACAUGGAAAGAAUCAUGAAAGCCCAGGCUCUUCGAGACAACAGCAUGAGUGCUUAUAUGGCAAGCAAGAAGACAAUGGAAAUCAACCCAGACAAUGGAAUUGUGGAGGAGUUGAGGAAAAGAGCUGAGGUUGACAAAAAUGACAAAUCUGUCAAGGAUUUGGUGCUGCUACUGUACGAGACUGCACUUUUGACGUCUGGUUUCAGUCUUGAGGAUCCUAACACUUUCGCUGCAAGGAUUCAUAGGAUGUUGAAGCUUGGGUUGAGCAUCGAGGAUGAUGAAAAUGCAGAGGAUGAUGCGGAUAUGCCAACAAUUGAGGAAGCAGGAAACGAGGAGAGCAAGAUGGAGGAAGUUGACUAAAAAGGUCUCUAAGACCGUACGUAGUUUAUUUACAUCGGUGUCCAACU
Messenger RNA from Carica papaya (papaya), 2456 nucleotides. RefSeq names its product heat shock protein 83-like. The record is from RefSeq and is a predicted model, not a curated record. Gene Ontology annotation, molecular function: ATP binding; ATP-dependent protein folding chaperone; ATP hydrolysis activity. Lineage: Eukaryota; Viridiplantae; Streptophyta; Magnoliopsida; Brassicales; Caricaceae. Gene Ontology annotation, biological process: protein folding.